UUCACCGGGGUAAGGUAUCCGGUUCCUUGACGUACGAAGCUGUAAUAUCGAAGAGCUCUUGUGACCAGUGAUGUGGUCACAGAUGCCUGACGAACCUUUGAGCUGCCUCAGCUUCCAGCUCCAGCUGCCAUCCCUCUGUAAUGGUCAAGAAUUAUGUCCAUCUUCCGAUCUCGCUCGUCGAAACAAUCAAAUCAGACCCAGAUUAUCGCCGCUUGGCUAAUUCCCUCUCAGUCAACGAUGAAUUCUAUGCUAUGAAGAUUGCAAUAUUGGACCGCCAUAUCAAAGAAAUCGAUGCGAACACCUUACACUCCAAAAUUCGUCUAGGAGAGGACUACCCAGCGCACGCAAAAUUAGCUUUUCUUCACUUUGCAGCCUCGACGGGAGAUCUAUUGGCUGCUCAUGAAAUUAUUUAUCUUGGAUCCAACAUCGAUGUCCCCGAUUUCGAAGGAUAUACUCCGCUGCACCUUGCUGUCCAUACCAUUCGCUGUGCUCAGUUUAACAAAUCUUCGUCUCUGAAACACGCCCGCGCGUCGCGUCGCCGUAUAGUCAAAGUCAUCCGCCUUCUGCUCGAGCAUCAUGCAGAUGUCAAUCUCGUACUGGAGGGACAGUGCCCCCUCACGCACGCGUGCAUGAUCAAAGACUGGGAGUUGAUUGAGCUCUUUGCGAAAUAUGGCGCAAACCCGGCGCCCCCAGAGUGCUAUGUGCCCCCUUCUUCGUUUCUUCAAAACGCCGAUCUGAUUUCCCUAUUCAAUGCUAUCUUUGAACGCUACGCCGCCUCCCCCUUCGUACGAGAACCACGACCAUGUCCCUGCUUUUCAGGCCUACCCCUCGCCGAAUGUCACGCGAAAGAGGACAAGGCGUACCCUCCGGACUUCCUUUGCUUCUGUGUUAGCGAGAAACGAUUUGGAGCUUGUUGCAGUAGGAGGAACGUUUUCGCAUAUGAACAAUGGAAUGAGUCGCAUCAACGCAUCGAAGUCAGCUUGUCUAAUCGCAUUCCACCCGAUCCUCUCGAACAGGAACCGACGCACCCCAUGUACAAAAUCAUCGAGAGGGUGCAAAAGAUGGUGAAAAUGACGGGGGAUGGAAGGACAGUCGAUCAGUUCAGACAUUUCGGGUGUCGCCAGAAGAUAGAUUCGGGAUUCUUUACGAAGGAAAACUCCCCCGCCCAUGUAUUUGAACGUGUUGAGAAUAUGGCACUCAACGAGAGGUUUCCUGAGCUCCGACUCGAUCCGGCGUUUCGAUAUGCACUGAAGAAGGUAGAUUUUCGACCAUGGCCCAUUGGACGACAGCAAAGUAAAGCAUUAUGUCUGGACCGCCAAACGACCUGGAAUGCGUUAGUGGACGAAUACAUCGAGACCUCAGGGGAUAGCCGAGCGAAGCUCGACAUAGAACGUGGAGCAAAAUUAGGUAUCUCCUUGGGCGCCCUCUACCGCGUUUGCGAGAACGAGGGCUGUGACGUUAUGGAAGGUGACGGCGUACCCACGCACAAACUCUGCGGUGGGUGCAAAAUUACGGUCUACUGCAGCACCGUAUGCCAGAGGGCCGCCUGGAAGACUCACAAAAAAGUGUGCGGGAAACUAGGACUGAGGGAGCAGGCAUUACCGUCUCAGGAAAAACUCGAUAAAGUUACGUGGGAGAGAUUCGCAGAGAGGCUUGAAAUGGAAAAUGUGGGGUAACCAUGCUAAGAGAAGUCAUGUGGCUAAAUGAAUGAACGAGCAAAAUAGGCAGCAGCUCAGGGAUACCAUAAAGCUUGUGGAAAGAGAAUCAUAGUUCGGAUAAUAGGAAAAUAAUCGUCUAAAUUGCAUGAAAGAAUUAGUAAAAGUAUGUACCAUUAGAGCGCAUUAGGUAGAGCAACUCAAUAUGAUCCUGGUGUCGCCAUCAACACUUCCUGUCUAUGCUGACGCGUCCCAAAUGAUAUGGCUACUCCGAGUCGGACUCCGCGUCGCUUGUCGCAAUUUCUGAGAAGCUCUUCGGUGCUAUUAAGCAUGUCGAGUUGGACAGACAGUUUCAUUAGGUGAAAAAUAACGCGCGCUUUCGCGGCUUCAAGCUUGUCAAGAUCCACGAUCUGUUUGC
Desarmillaria tabescens is the source of this 2073-nucleotide messenger RNA. RefSeq lists its product as uncharacterized. NCBI's taxonomy places the organism in Eukaryota, Fungi, Basidiomycota, Agaricomycetes, Agaricales, Physalacriaceae. Gene Ontology annotation, molecular function: protein binding. Bases 141 to 1676 code for a protein of 511 amino acids. The transcript has 5 exons. The record is from RefSeq and is a predicted model, not a curated record.